AUGAGCCUAUUUCCACAAUUGCUGUUGGAGCAGGUGGCAGCAGUCCUGGAGGUUGGCACUGAAGACCUGGAGCUUGGAUCCGGGUUUAUCAAGAAUGGAGGAAAUUCUCUCAAUGCUGUUGAACUGGUAACACGUUGCCGGCAGCAUGGGGUAUCGUUAUCCGUGGCCCAGGUUCUUUCGUGCAAUAACUUGAACGACCUAUUUGAACAAUUCAAACCGUGUUCUAAACCUGAUUACCGUCAAGUGAGAACUCCGUGCUUCUCUGACGAUAGCGAAGAUGAUUCACCAGCAUCACUGUCUUCCAUCGAGUCUUCCCCACGAGCUACAACCCCGGUUCCGGCGGUAGAGAUGUUAGCGGAGAAGGAAAAGGACAACACUAUCAACACUGCUCUAACAAUGCAAGAGCCGACCCUCGAUGAACAUGCCACGGAAGGACUCAGUGAAAUGCAAGCCUCUCUCCUUCACGGCUCACUGAAGAACCCUGGGACCAAUAUAAUUUAUCACUAUGAAACGUUUCUUGCAAGCAUGAUCCCACAGAUGAAGGAAGCAUGGAAGUCGGUGAUAGAAGCGGAGCCAAUUUUCCAGAUACCAGCCAUGGGCGGUGAAUCGGAUAUUCCGGGUCAGGGCCAGUUUUCCUGGAUGGAGGUCACAGUCGAUUCAGAAUUGGAGUAUCAGAAGCAUUUGCAAACCAUGGGCCUUCCCUCAUCGUUCUCAUCUUCAUUUAAAGUGGUUCACUUUCCAGGAAGAGACUCCGCAUCCAGCAAGAGCACGAUAAUUUGGGCGGUUCACCAUGCACUCAUUGAUGGUUACUCAGCUAUGCUUUUAUUCUGCAAAGUCCGCCGCAUUGUUGCAGGAUUAUCUGCCCGCCCAAGCCCUGGUCCAUCAUUCAAACAGGUUGAUAGACAAACUGGAUUAUGGCGUCAACAGCACAAGGAGGAAGGAGAUGCAUACUGGAGAAGACAGGCUCCUCAGCUUGAACAAUCACAAGGAGACUUGCUGCUUCCAGCGCCUCCAAGUAAAGGAGAUACUUCCUGUUCUGUCAUAGAAAGCGAAGAGAUUCAUGUCAUAAGCAAUAUUCCGGGAACACAACUGCAGGGGCUCGUCAGAAACCUGGGAAUCACACCAGCCGCAUUCUACUAUGCAGCAUGGGCGGUAGUCCUAAGCUGUUAUACUGACUCAGACAGCGUCGUUUUUGGAGCGGUACUGGCGGGAAGAAACCUCCCGCUAGAAGGGGUUGAUGAAGUAAUAGGUCCGUUGGUCAACACGUUACCACUCUGUGUCAAGGUUGACCGAGAUUUAUCUGUCGAACAGUUCCUGAAGGCCGUCUUUACCCAGAUAAUGGAGUUGGCCGAGUACCAAUGGACCACACCUGACAAUGGCUAUACCCGAAACUUCGCAACUGCAAUGGCCUUACAAGUACCGGAACCGGAAUGUCCAGGGGGAAUACUACCAAUAGAAGCUCCAUACACACGCCAGACGACAGAUGUGCCGCUUAGUAUCAACGUGCAGCCAAAUGGUGGAGCAAGAUUUGUUUAUCACACCUCAAAAUAUAGCCGGCGGGAUAUAGGGGGCGUUGGACGUCACUACCAACGCGCAAUGCAGCUCCUUUUAAUACCUCAUCGGUCUAUAAAAGAGUGUCUGCAAGGACUUCUGGGAUGCGCUGAUCUCGAGACACUGAUGAACUUUGGGAACUGCCACUCCACCCUCACAACCACUAUGGCAGUCCAAGACGACCUGGUAACAUUAUUCGAGUCAGCCGCUUCCAAGGACCCUGAUGCAAUCGCCAUCCAGAAGGGCAGCCUCGAGAUGACAUAUGGGCAGUUUGAUGCACAGUCCAGCCGGGUAGCAAGCAUAUUGAGAGAAUAUUUAUCUCCAGGUGAUGUGGUUUGUGCCCAUGCAGACCGCUCCUCUAACUGGAUAGUUGGGAUGAUGGGAAUCCUGAAGGCAGGGGGUGUCUAUUGCGCAGUGGAUGGCGGACUUCCCCAGGAAGCUCGAGAUAUCAUAUUUUCAGCUUCCGGAGCAAACAUAUUCCUUAUUCCCUCAGAGACCAACAAGGGAGUUUGUCCGGCAGCCUGCAAAACUCUGCUUGUUACCGAUGAAUUGGUAACCAGGGACGAGGUUCCUCUACCUCAUCGUCGUUCACCUCAUCCAGAAGCCAAUGCCUAUCUAUGCUUCACCUCUGGCUCUACUGGAAAGCCUAAGGGAGUGAUGUGCAGCCAUGAGGGCCUUGUGGCAUUCCAACGGGAUCUAGAAGUGCGGCUAUUCGCACAGCCAGGGCACCGCGUCGCUCAGAUAAUGUCGGUAGCUUUUGACGGCAGUAUCCACGAAAUAUUCUCCACAAUUUGUUACGGCGCUACCCUCGUUUUGCAAAGCGGAGGGGAUCCUUUUGCACAUCUCAGCGAUGUCGAUUCUGCCAUCUUGACCCCUUCAAUGGCGCGUGUCUUAAACCCUGCGCACUAUGAUCGAUUGAGUUCCUUUUCUAAUGAAGGUAUUUAUCUAGGUUUAUCUCGUGGGGGAGCCGGUUCCACAGGCUUACCCCCUGGCGUGAUUGGCGAGAUAUACAUCGCUGGUGUGCAGGUUGCUCGUCAUUAUAUUGGAAUGCCUAAGGAGACUGAGGAACGGUUCAUUGCUGAUCCCAUACGCCGCAUUGGAGAACGAAUGUACAAAACAGGAGACCGAGGAUACUGGUCUAGCAAUGGCGACGUUGUUUGCUUAGGCAGAAAUGACCGUCAGAUUAAACUCCGAGGAUUCCGCCUUGACUUGGACGACCUGGAAACUCGGAUGGUUCGUGCCUCAUCGGAAGUGACAGCUGUGGCUGUGGCUAGGCAGGGCAACCACCUUGUUGCAGCUAUUCUUCCAUCCACAGCUGAUGUGAGUGCUUUUGCAGCGAGAAUAUCACAGGUUCUUCCUCCUUAUGCAAACCCUCGCUAA
This is a messenger RNA of Trichophyton verrucosum HKI 0517, 2931 nucleotides long. RefSeq lists its product as uncharacterized. Gene Ontology annotation, biological process: amino acid activation for nonribosomal peptide biosynthetic process; secondary metabolite biosynthetic process. Gene Ontology annotation, cellular component: cytoplasm. Lineage: Eukaryota; Fungi; Ascomycota; Eurotiomycetes; Onygenales; Arthrodermataceae. The coding region runs from base 1 to 2931 and encodes 976 amino acids. The record is from RefSeq and is a predicted model, not a curated record. The transcript is spliced from 3 exons. Gene Ontology annotation, molecular function: phosphopantetheine binding; catalytic activity.